Fraxinus pennsylvanica is the source of this 954-nucleotide messenger RNA. The record is from the annotation of a GenBank genome assembly. NCBI's taxonomy places the organism in Eukaryota, Viridiplantae, Streptophyta, Magnoliopsida, Lamiales, Oleaceae.
AUGCACGCAACCGUGUCAAUCGACCCACACGUAAGAUUAUCACCCAACGACGCCACUACCCUUACUUACCUCCCAGAGCCGUUUUUUCGUUUUUUCGUCGAAGCUCUACUUUGGCUACUGUGCUUAUCUCUAACUAGCUAUAAGGCCUCGGGCGAUUUAGGUGCAGGGAAUGAUGAUGAACCUUCUCAUGCAAUGAUUAUGUCUGGUCAUUUUGGUUUUCCUCCAACUCGGCAUGAGAACUUUCUGUUGGAACCUGAAUACAAUAUGAUAUGCAGUGAAAAAGGAGGUGAAGAUGAUACUCCUCUGUUGCUUGCAAAGGAAAGGGGUAAACUGAAAGCAAGUGAAGAAGAAAUUGUGAGUAUAAAAGGGAUGAUAUCUGAUGAAUUUCCCAGAAUUCAAAUUUUGGAUGAAAAGAAUAGUAGGUUCUCAGCCAGUGGUACAGACUUCGAAAAAGAUAUGGCCUUUGACAAAGAGCAGAGUAUGUACAGCACUGCCGAUUUUAGUUCGUUCCAUAGUGAAGCAACCAUGGGAAAUUCCGACACUGUUGAGAAAGAUCUAGAGAUGAAAGACAUUCUAGAACCUUUUUACUGUGCCUCAGAUUCAGGCAUGUCAAAUUUCCCAAUGCCUGCUGAGGAAGAUAAAUAUGAUGGUGCUGGCAUUCCAUGUGAAGCUUGGUGGAAAAGGCAUGCUGCUUCUCUAUAUGCCCAUGCCAAAGAAGAGAAUACAUUUUGGUCAAUUUUCGUUGCAGCAGCUGUCAUGGGGCUUGUAAUUCUUGGCCAGAAGUGGCAGCAAGAGAGGUGGCAAGUUUUGCACCUCAAGUGGCAAUUUGGCAUCAAUGAUGAGGUACUGAGGAUGGGCAGAAUGCUUAAUCCCAUAUCUCGACUGAAAGAAGUGCUUGUUGGUGGCCACCGACGUGGUUCAUUAAUACGUGGGAGCACCCCAGCUGAACGUUAA